Messenger RNA from Astyanax mexicanus (Mexican tetra), 3261 nucleotides. Its product is annotated as zinc finger protein 239-like. Gene Ontology annotation, molecular function: RNA polymerase II cis-regulatory region sequence-specific DNA binding; DNA-binding transcription factor activity, RNA polymerase II-specific. The record is from RefSeq and is a predicted model, not a curated record. The transcript has 2 exons. Gene Ontology annotation, biological process: regulation of DNA-templated transcription. NCBI's taxonomy places the organism in Eukaryota, Metazoa, Chordata, Actinopteri, Characiformes, Acestrorhamphidae. Bases 778 to 1731 code for a protein of 317 amino acids.
UUGAAUUUUUUUUAUCAUAAGUGGGAGCAAUACGCUUCUGUACUCUGUAACAGCCCUUUUUGAACAAUAUCAUCACAUUUUUUGUCAUAUUCCUCUAUAAUUUACAUAUAUUUGACGCACUGGACCAAAAAAAGGCAACGUCAUGUCAACCACCCAUGUACAAUGUUUAGUAUAAGUUCAUGCUUUUUAUACUAACAAUUGUACUACUUUCCUCAACACAGUAUAACAUCAACUGUUUCAGAACAGUAUAGAUAAUUAUUAAAUUAUCAAUUAGCAGUUUCAGUUCUUUAAAAACGAGCUCUGUGUGUUAACUCCAUCAGUAGUAGUAAUGCUAGUGAAUCUACUGACUUAAAACAUUUGUUGUAGAAAAUUAAAAUAUCGGGGUCGUUUUCUUUUCGUAUUUUAGUGAAAUACUUUGUUCUACUUUAUAAAAAUUAAAGAAAACCCCUGAUAAGUUUUUUUCUACAGUGUUUUAAAUGAGAGUUUUAGCUGUUUAGCUCCAUGCACUGAGGACUCCCUCGCGGGCUCCCUCUAGCGGUGAUGGGGUAUAAUGUGAUAUAUCGUAGGAGGGGGCGGGGCUCUCUAUAACCCGGAUGAGGAUGAUCUUUGGGAGUCUGCAGCUUUGUUGUCCUGCAGCGUCGGAGGAAGAGCAGGAUCAGCUGAACUACAGACGAAAUGAAAUGAUUCCAGGGUUUCUUCUGAAAUUCACCAACAACCAGGAUAUUUAACUGAGAGCAAUGUUAAGCUGCUGGAUGAAAGAAGAAAACUCUUCAGUACAUGCAAAUAUUGUUUUCUACAUUUAACAGACAAAUGAAGGCAAGUCCCGUCAUGGAGAAACAUCACAACUCUGUCAAGAGUUUUACUGCACAGAGUGAUCUCAAUAUAGACCAGCGCAUUCACACUGGCGAGAAACCGUUUAACUGCUCAGACUGUGGGAAGAGUUUUACUCGACAGGGUUAUCUCAAAAGACACCAGCGCAUUCACACUGGAGAGAAACCGCAUAACUGCUCAGACUGUGGGAAUAGUUUUACUGCACAGAGUGAUCUCAAAAGACACCAGCGCAUUCACACUGGAUUAAAACCGCAUCACUGCUCAGACUGUGGAAAGAGUUUUACUCAAAAAUGUACUCUCCAACAACACCAGCGCAUUCACACAGGAGAGAAACCGUAUUACUGCUCAGACUGUGGAAAGAGUUUUACUCAAAAGGGUAAUCUCCAACAACACCAGCGCAUUCACACAGGAGAAAAACCAUAUUAUUGCUCAACGUGUAAGAAGAGUUUUAUUACACAUGAUAAUCUCAAAAUACACCAGCGCAUUCACACAGGAGAGAAACCAAAUUAUUGCUCAAUGUGUAAGAAGAGUUUUAUUACACAGAGUGAUCUCAAAAUACACCAGCGCAUUCACACAGGAGAAAAACCGUAUCACUGCUCAGACUGUGAGAAGAGUUUUACUCAACUGGGUAGUCUCCAACGACACCAGCGCAUUCACACAGGAGAGAAACCGUAUUACUGCUCAGACUGUGAGAAGUGUUUUACUACACAGAGUUGUCUCAAAAGACACCAGCGCAUUCACACAGACGUGAAACCGCAUCACUGCUCAGAUAAUAAGAACUUAAUCACUGGAGUAGGUACCGGGGGGGAUGGAUCAGAAACAGGUGGAUUCAUUGCCUCCCAAAAUGAUAUUGUUCCUGCUCAGCUCAGCUGUACUAUUAAAGAGGAGACGGGUCACUGACUGCUGUGUGAAUGAGAAAUCUUUUAACGCCAAUCAUGGAGCUGUUCAGGGAGAAAGUUCCACCUUUCAGGAGAAACAGCCAAUCAGCUUGCUGGUUUUGCAGAGCGUGGAGGAGAGUGGUAUUUUUUUCUUUUCUUUUUUUUUUUUUUUGGCAGCGAGCUGACGUUAAAAUAAAUCUGGAUAUAUACUGUGAUUUUUGGGAAAGAAAUGUAACUGAGCUAACGUAAACUGUGAUGACAUUGUGUCUGAAAGCUGGUUAAAAAGACUUAAUAAAAUGCAGCUUGUGACCAGUCAGUUAGCUAGCUAGACAAGGUUUUAGAAAGAAAAAAAAUAUAUAUACAAUAUUUAACCUGCCCUGAUGUACCAGAUAAGCUAAUAACGGUUUCAUUAUUGUGUUUAAUCAUUUAGAAUCGCAAGACUUACUGUAAGCUAUAAUGAACGAAAAUAAAUUUAGCUCAAUAGUUAGCUAGAAACUGGAUGUAGUGGAUAGCCAGAAUUCAGUACAAUACUUUAUGUUGGUAGUUUAAAGCAGUUUCUUAACCCUGGUCUCUGCAGUAAAAUUGUUUCCAACUGAUCAGCUAAUAAACAAUCCUGUACUGAAUUUAUCUAUUAAAAUCCAUUAGCCCCCUAUGGACCAUAAAUCAAUCAGUAUGUAUAUCAACAGUGUAUUAGACAUUUUAAAGCAGAGAGCGCUCUAAAAUAUGCAGAACAGUGGGAAUAUGCAGAAUAAUAGGGUUAAGAAACAUUAAUCUAACCACUUCUGUUCAUUUGUAGAUCACAGUAAGACCACACCUCCUGAGUUAAUAGUGGGAUUUCUGGCAAAUCUAAGUGUUUUUUCUGGAUUUGUUUUACUGUAAUUGUAUAUGUUUUGAGCAACUAUACAGCUUACAGUAAAAUUUUCUCUAGAAAAAUUCACUGAAUUAGAGGUUAAUUGCAGUAGCCUUUAGAACUGAUAUUGAAGAUUUAAAGAGUGUGGAUUUUAUUAUUCAUUUGGUUCAUUUAUAUAUCAUUUACAGCCGUCACAGAUUCUCAUUUGUUUAAAUAAAAACAUUUUCUUUAUUUUCUCAAAUUGUAUUCAGUUAUUUAACAUGCAAAAAGUUGUACAGUGUAACCCUGUUUAAUGCUGUUCAAACAAAGGGAUUCAUUUACGUUUUAUUUUUAAUAAUUUUGAACGUAUUGUUUGACCAUGCUGAGAUUAUAUGGUUUUGUUUUAAAUAAUCAAAGUUAAUUAUUAAAUUUUUCUUUAGAACAUAUUGUAGAUUUCUACAAGUGAACAUCCCAAAAAACAGUAAUUUUGUCUUUUUAAGGCAGACAGAGCUCAGUUUUAUGGUAGUUGCAGUAAGAGCUCAGUUCUGAAGAGGGGGAGUUUGUUGGAGUUAGGUUAACAUAACUUAUUCUUUAAAAUUUAUAUGUUAUAGUUAUUAGGAGUAGAGUACGAUUCUUAGUCUGCAACUACAAGUUUAUGACAAGUCUUCUGGCUUGUGCUUAAAGUUUUGAAAGCAUUUAAUCAAUUAAAUCUCUUUUCUAGUA